CCCGGCGUGCAGCGCGGCGCGCGGAGCCGUCCGCGGGGCGCUUGGCCCAGGCGGCGGAAGCAGUGGUGUCUCGUUGUGGGGUUGUGCGUGUACCGGCGGCCGGAGGCGAAGAGGCGGGGUCGACAUGGAAGUGAAGGAUGCCAAUUCUGCGCUGCUCAGUAACUAUGAGGUGUUCCAGUUACUAACUGAUCUGAAAGAGCAGCGUAAAGAAAGUGGAAAGAAUAAACACAGUUCGGGGCAACAGAACUUGAAUACUAUCACCUAUGAAACAUUAAAAUACAUAUCAAAAACACCAUGCAGGCAUCAGAGUCCUGAGAUUGUCAGAGAAUUUCUCACGGCAAUGAAAAGCCACAAGUUGACCAAAGCUGAAAAGCUUCAGCUGCUGAACCACAGGCCUGUGACUGCUGUUGAGAUCCAGCUGAUGGUGGAGGAGAGUGAAGAACGGCUGACAGAGGAGCAGAUCGAAGCUCUGCUCCAGACCGUCACAAGCAUUCUCCCUGCAGGCCCAGAGGCAGAGCAGAAGAAAAACACCAACAAUGAUGUGACAAUGGAUGAAGAGGACCCAGCGUAGAAGAGCACAGCUGGCCCAAGUGUCCUGUGAAGUUGAAAGGCCCACCAGCUGUUUCCCAGAUGUUCAGAGGAUUGUUUAUUUGGUUUUACCUUCAACAGGCCUGAUUUCUUGGUUAGUUGGGUAAACCACAGACAUAAGCCCUUCUCAGAAAUAAGCUAAAAAGAAAUCCUUGUACCUCUGGGAGAAGGAUCAUGUGGAAGACAGGCUGAGAUUGUCAGGGCAGAAAACUUAAGAGAGGAGGACAGCGUUGAAGAGGACAAUGACUGUGGAACCCUCUGUGGUAAAAGCAUUUCUUCUGUGGCCUUUGCCACAGUUGUGGGAAGGUCCCUGCACACAGCUGCUAAAAUACUUGUGUUGCUUUUGAUGGGCUGCAUCCUAAUUAGUUUCAUCUGCUUCCCCAGGAACUUCCCAAGCAGGGGGAAGAGCCCUGUUGGGAUGAGAACUGAGUUAUGAGAAUCCAGCUAGAUGGCUAAAAACUCCCAAAGCCGCAAAUAGUUGCUCUAAGUUAAAAUGAGACACUGAACUUGGCUCACCUUAGAGGACUUUUUUCCUUGAAAACAGCAGAGAUAAGAAAAGAACGACCUGGCCAGCCCUUCAUUGGGUCUAAAGGCUCCUUUCCUCUGCUGGCAUGAGCUUUGUUUAUCGGCUCGCUAGUUAGUCUUAAAAGUUAGGGCACCAGCUCACUUCAGUUGAAAAGAGGCGCUCCAGACUGAAUGACAGUGGCAGCAGAAAUACAGCGUCGCCUGCCUUUCUGAUCAUCUUCAGUUUCCUGCCCCGUGACAAGUGCUGCCCCCCUUGAGGCCAGGUGAGCUUUAUUUGCACAACAGGCAAAUUGUUUGCAUUUUUAAAAAGGGCACAAUUAUGUAGCUCUUUUCAUGGACAGAAUAUGAAGAACUCUCGAGGUUAAUAAGAAUUUUGAACUUGUUGGCUGUUGCAAGGUUGCAUUAGUUUUUUUGAAUUUAACAUGGUAGAAUAAUUACCAUGUGAAGAACUUAUUAAUAUUCAGGCUUUGGAGAGUUUAAUAGCUCCAGACAUGUGGUUGCCUUAGGUCCUAGGAAUAUUGUUAAAAAUUAAUUUUCCCCAUUCACUUUGUUCCCUAUUUGGGGAAGAAAAUGCCCAUAGACAUUAAUUUUUCAAAUUGGUAUUCAUUUUCUUGUAAGAUUACAUAUUUUCAGUGCUCUGUUAAUUGGAUUACUUCCCACCCCCUGCAACUCACCGGUUAUUUGAGCCUCCCCACCACCCCAGUCAGUCGCAGUUACGUUAAGGAUCAGUUGAUCUGCUUAGGCAACAUUCACAUUAACAGGGCAUUUAUUUUGAAAUCGCUCUUGAGUAUUGGGAAUUUUACCAGGAGCUGUUGGUUUGUCAAAGCAUACAUGUGCUUAUGACAUUGUUGUUUCAUUUUGACCUUGAGUGUGUUAGGUACUUUUUCUUGGUGGAUUUAUGGCUAAAUUAGUUAAUAAUAAAUUGUUCUCAGGUGACUGCCAACUUGUGCUGUUUUUAUAAAUCUUUGAAGAGUUUGUUUUGCCGUGGGUAGAAAGAAAUAAAAUGAAAUCUGACUUACAAGCUUACAUACAAAUACACAUGUGUGUGUGUAUAUAUAUGUAAAUUUAAAUUUAUGUACGUACAUACAUACAUGUUUGGUGUUUUUUCCUUAAGUUGAAUUUGUUUAGAUCUGAAUUCUGUGUUGGAUUUCAAGAAAAUUUUAAGUUUCUAUAUUUGGUACCUGAAUUUAGCCUCAGUUUCUGAUUAAGCCAGGCAGGGUCUGGAAGACUUAACCUUUAUAAGAAACAUAGUUUGUGUAAUAUUCCUGUCACAUUAAUAAUCAACAUGUCAGAAGGAAAAAGUUGUAAUUUACAUAAGAAACGUAACCAAGAUCACAUUUAGGGAGGAGAGCUGGGGAGUCUAAGAGACUUGCUUUUCAUUUUAUAUCCUUCUAUGUAGUUUCAGUUUUUGACUAGGUGACUCUUUUUAUUCUUUAAAAAGAAAAGUAUGUUUAUUUGCAGUUAAAUCAUGUCCCAAACAUGGAGGCUGACACCCAGUCCAGUCACUCUGGGAGAAGCAGCACUGGGGGAAGCCAAUCUGUCACAAGGUACUACUGAGCUCUUGAAAAAUGAAGUUGACUUCCAGUUAGAGGUUUAUCCAAAUAAUUUACUUGCCUCUUUUUGCUUAAAAGUUACUGUAUGACCCACUCCCACCUCAGAGGAUUUCCUAUUUAUUCAAGGUUGAUUUAUAAAAUAAUGGGUACUGUUUCCCUAAUCAGUCAUUGUGUAACCAUACCAGCUCUUCAGAGCUUAUACCGUAGUGAGAGGUGAGUGAAUUAAUCCUCUAGUAUAUUCUUCGUUAAAUCAUUUCCCCCCCAAAACCAAUUUAUUACCAUUAUGUAAAUAGAUCAUUUCUCAGUAAACUGUAAAACAGAUCACAUACCAUGAAAAGCAUCGUCAACCUUAUUUAAUUACAUAAUGAACAAAGGGAAUAAAAGGAAGCAAAACUGCCCAGAAAUCCUUUUACAUAUUUAAAAAAGUAAGAUAAUUCACAUACCACAUGCCAUUUGGUGGCUCUGAGUAUAAUCACAAGAUUGUACAAUUAUCACUAGUACCUAAUUCUGGAAUGGUUUCAUCAUCCCUAAUAGAAGCUCCAUAUCUUAUAGCAGUCCCUCUCCAUCACCAUUUUCCCAUGGUCCCUGGCAACCACUGAUCUACUUUCUACUUUUCUCUGUAUUUACCCAUUCUGGACAUUUCAUAUAAAUUAAUUCAUACAGUGUAUGGCCUUUUGUAUCCUGACUUCUUUCACUUAGCAUAUUUUCAAGGUGCAAAUAUGUUGUACCAUUCCUUUUUAUGGCUGAAUAAUAUGUCAUUGAACGGCUGUACUACAUUUUGUUUAUCCAUUCAUCAGUUGGUGGACAUUUGCGUUGCGUCUACUCUUUGGUUGUUACAAAUAUGCUUCUGUGAACAUUCAUGUAUAAAUUUUUUGUGACUGUUUUCCUUUCUUGCAUAUACCUAGGAGUGGAAUUCUUGGGUCAUAUGGUAACUCUGUGUUUAACUUUUUGAUGAACUACUGAACGAUUUUCCAUAGUAUCCGUACCAUUUCAUGUUUCCACCCACAGUGUAAGAUGGAAUCCAGUCCCUCACUUGCUAUUGUCCCUCUUAUUGAUCAUAGCCAUCCUGGUGGUUGUGAAGUGCUAUCUUACCGUGGUUCUGAUUUUUAUUUCCCUAAUAGCUAUUGAUGUGGAACAUCUUUUCAUGUUCUUAUUGGCCAUUUGUACAUCUUCUUUGGGAAAAUGUCUUAUUAAAAUCCUUUGUACUUAAAAAAAUUAAUAGCCUUUGUUUUUUCAAGGAGUUUUAGGUUUACAGAGAAAUUGAGCAGGAAGUACAGAGUUCCUCUAUAGUCCUUAGCCCCCCCACAGCAGUUUCCCCUGUUCACAUCUCUUGCAUCAGUGUGGUACAUUGUUAAAGCUGAUGAACUAGUAUUGAUACUUAAAGUCCAUAGUUUACAUUAGGUUCGUUCUUUGUGUUGUACAUUAGAAAGUACAGUAAUACACAGAAUGGAUUUUGACAAGUACAUAAUAUUAUAUACAUAAUGUUAUAUAUAACACCAUUACAGUAUCAGAAUAUUUUCAAUACCCUAAAAAUACCUUGUGCUCUACCUACUCAUAUCUCCUUCCCUUCUGCAUCUCUGGCAACCACUGAUCUUUUCACUGCCUCCAUACUUUUGCCUUUUUCAAGAAUGUCUUAUACUCUGAAGAGUAACUCAAAGUCCUAUGAAGAUGUAAGGAUCUCCAAUAAAGGCAAAUAAACAUGGAUGAAUAAAAACGUAUUAUUAUAA
This is a messenger RNA of Camelus dromedarius (Arabian camel), 4393 nucleotides long. It is a transcript of the gene CRCP, whose product is annotated as CGRP receptor component. Gene Ontology annotation, cellular component: RNA polymerase III complex. The transcript has 6 exons. The coding region runs from base 125 to 571 and encodes 148 amino acids. The record is from RefSeq and is a predicted model, not a curated record. Lineage: Eukaryota; Metazoa; Chordata; Mammalia; Artiodactyla; Camelidae. Gene Ontology annotation, molecular function: nucleotide binding. Gene Ontology annotation, biological process: transcription initiation at RNA polymerase III promoter.